CACCAAAAGCCUUUCUCACCUAAACAUUUCACAUUUUGCAUGCUCUCCUUUCCCCCCUCUCUCAAACACUCUCCAAACUUGUGAAAACUCAAAACUUUGAGAGAUAAAAACAUCAAUCAAAAAAAACAUUUCUUCAAAGCCCACAAAUUGUUAUGGCAGUUGAAGCAACUCAUCAUACUCUUUUCCAUCCUCAAAUGUUGUUAACAAAUAACAACAUUGACAACCAAAUCAACAACAAUAAUAAUCUUAUUGGAUAUACAACCAAUAAUCCUAUGUAUGGUUUCAUCAAUGAUUCAUUGAAUCCUUUGAAAUCCGAAAGUGGUCUCACUUGUAGCCUCCCUGUGUCCCGAAAAAGACCUCGUGACAAUAAUUCUACUACUACUAAUAAUAAUAAUGUUGAUCAUCAUCAUAUGAAUCAUUUGUUCUCUUUGGUGAACUCUAGAAACAUGAAUGUUCAUAAUAACUAUUCUUUUCUUGGUGAAGAUAUUUCAUUGCAGUUGCAACAACAACAGUUAGAAAUCGACCAGUUUGUUGCCCAUCAUAAUGAGAAAAUGAGGAUAGAAGUAGAAGAAAGGAGAAAGAGGAACACACAAAGAAUAAUAUCAGCAGUUGAAGAAGGGGUAUCAAAAAGAUUAAGAGCAAAAGAAGAAGAAAUAGUCAAAAUAGCAAAAUUGAAUUGGGCAUUAGAAGAGAAAGUGAAAUCACUAUGUGUUGAGAACCAAAUUUGGAGAGAAUUGGCACAAACAAAUGAAGCAACAGCAAAUACUUUGAGAAACAAUUUGAAGCAAGUUUUGGAGCAAGUGGUUAUUAAUAAUAAUGAUGAUUACAUGUUUAAUAAAAAUGGCACAAGAUCUUCAUGUGUUGAUCAUGAGUUGGCUGAAGAUGCACAAUCUUGUUGUGAAAGUAACAACAAUGAAGAAGAAAAGUUUAACACAGAAAUUGAAAAGUCAAACAACAAUAGAUUGUGCAAGAAAUGUGGAAUGGAGGAAUCAUGUGUGUUACUACUUCCUUGUAGACAUUUGUGUCUUUGCAAAGGAUGUGCUUCUUCCGUUAACAUUUGUCCUAUUUGUAAAUCAACUAAAAACAUCAGUGUUCAUGUUAAUAUGUCCUGAUGUUUUUCUUAAUCUUUUUUUUUUUUGGUUGAGUUUUAAAGGAUAUGAUAGAUAGAGAAAUAGUUUCAAGAAAACUAACAAAUGUAGUCAUUAAAUUAUGAUUAAAUAUCUAGUUUUUUGUUAAUAUUUAAUGGUAGUGGUUAUUGUUACGCUUUA
Messenger RNA from Erigeron canadensis, 1268 nucleotides. RefSeq names its product probable BOI-related E3 ubiquitin-protein ligase 2. Gene Ontology annotation, biological process: regulation of programmed cell death. The transcript has 2 exons. The coding region runs from base 153 to 1112 and encodes 319 amino acids. Gene Ontology annotation, molecular function: ubiquitin-protein transferase activity. The record is from RefSeq and is a predicted model, not a curated record. Lineage: Eukaryota; Viridiplantae; Streptophyta; Magnoliopsida; Asterales; Asteraceae.